AUGGAAUAUUUCUCCAAUCCCGAGGCCGAUAGACUCAAGAAGGUUCACGGGGAGAUCGAACAGGUCAAAGAUGUCAUGGUCCAUAACAUCGAGCGUGUACUGGAACGCGGAGAAAGAAUUGAGUUAUUGGUGAACAAGACAGAUAACCUCACUCAGCAGGCGUUUGCUUUUAAGAAACGCAGUACUGCAUUGAAGAUCGAUGUGGUGGAAGAAUACCAAGCUACUGAUCCUUCUG
Acaulospora colombiana is the source of this 235-nucleotide messenger RNA. NCBI's taxonomy places the organism in Eukaryota, Fungi, Glomeromycota, Glomeromycetes, Diversisporales, Acaulosporaceae. The record is from the annotation of a GenBank genome assembly.